GCAUAUUCACUGGAAAAUCCACCGUUGAUGAGAAGAAAUUUCACAAAAGUGAAAGAAAAUCCAAAAUUAAUCCACAAAUUCAGGCCAGAUAGAUGCUAUGCUAACUGAGCUGUGGCUUGUAACAGUUUGCCAGUAUUGAUGUUCAACGAACUCUGAUGAGAUUUCCUGCCGAGUCCAGCGGGGUUGAAACAGUGACGACUGCCUACGCCUUUCGUGGGAGUGGCUUCACUUUCAUGGGGAUGAUAGUCCGCCUUUAAUAUCCAGAAAAUCAGCGUUAAAAUCCAGAAUAUGGAAAGAUAUCCGUGCACAUACGACAGCAGAAUGUAAUGGUGAUAAAUGAAAUAGAUUAAAUAACAAAACUUUCACAAAAACUGCCGAGGCAAUCGCUUGUUGUUAUUUACACUCAGAACGUGAAAUUGCUCAAAUGACAAUAUGGCGACCUUGUAAUUGAGCGAUCACGUGACUCCCUUGACCUGGGGGAAUUUCUGUAUAUUUUUGCUCUGUUCCUCCAGUAAGGAAACCAGUUUAUAAAUUCUGUUGAAGGUACUUGGGUCGAAGACUAGCCUGUUAUCGCUAUGACAACCAUUCCCCAGCAGCAGAAGGAAUCUCAGGAGGUCAUCUCUGUGACGGCAGCACUGAAGGAACAGUAUGAUGCCAUCAGGGCGCUGGGAAGUCAGAAAGCAUGGCCAUUCUUGACCGGCAACCCUCUAGUGGCCUUCAACACUGGUCUUGUUGGCCUGGUGUCCAACUCCUUCUUCCGUCGGAUGCUGAUGGUCCGACGUGGUCUCUUCCUCUCCAGCUUGCCCAUGGCCGCCAUACCGGGCAUCACCAUGACACUCGUCUACCCUAUGGUCAUCAGUACCCCGAUACUGGUAGGGGACAUACAGUGCCCUCUCUGUGCUUCGCUACGGGCAGGAGCCUUGGGGCUGACAUUGGGUUCUGUAUUCCCUUUUCUCCUAUCCAUCCCCCUCAACUCGGCUCUCGCCAUCAGUUACGGUACCAUGGAAGUCCCCUUGUUCUCCAAGAAGACCAGCUUCAGUGAGGCCCUCAAGUUCUGGCAGAGGAAGAUGCGCUACUUCAAAGGCCAGUUCAUCAGCAUAGCCAUCUUCCAGACUCUGAUGUUUGCGUUCGUGGCCGACAGGCAGUUCACGUUGGCGCACACAGAACUGGAUGUGCAGUUUGUGAAGGCGUCAAGGUGAUAAAGGCCUCUUCUUACCGAAGUUCUUACCGUAUCUACAAAUUCUGGAAGAUCAUCUUGGUAGAGAUUGUGUUUUGGGAGCUACCUGUGUGUGAACUGCCUGAUGACAAAAGCACUUGUUUCCAAGAUGACUUGAAUAAGGACCAGUGAAUUUGACCAAUCACUGAAAAUUUACUUGCCCAACAGUGAUUUUUGCUGGUCUCCGACCGACGGACUGGUGUCGAUUGCCAGUGUCUAUCUUGCAUGAUAGGUUUGGGCAAUCCAUUGAUCACUGUCUUUAAUGU
Molecule: messenger RNA, 1482 nt
Organism: Lytechinus variegatus (green sea urchin)
Lineage: Eukaryota; Metazoa; Echinodermata; Echinoidea; Temnopleuroida; Toxopneustidae
Product: transmembrane protein 126A-like
Exons: 4
Coding region: 576-1199 (207 amino acids)
Biological process (GO): mitochondrial respiratory chain complex I assembly
Cellular component (GO): mitochondrion
Source: RefSeq, a predicted model, not a curated record